AUGUCCAAAUCGAUUCUCGUAACAGGUGCCAACUCCUUCAUUGGUGGCUGGAUUAUUAAAUAUCUUCUCGACAAAGACUACAACGUUCGUGGAACAGUUCGAUCACAAGCCAAAGAAUCACGAGUUCUUGAUGGUAUUCCAAGCGAUCAACAAUGUCGAAUUUCAUUCGUGCAUAUUAAUGAUAUUACGACAGAUUCGUUUUAUGAAGCUCUUCAUGACAUUGACGGCAUCAUUCAUGUUGCUUCACCGGUGCAUUUGACAGUUACGGACCCAGAAAAAGAUUUUCUCUUGCCAGCCAUCAAUGGAACCAUAAACGUCCUACAUGCUGCUCACAAAUACAAUCAAAACCAUCCGAAGAAAAUUAAAAGAGUCGUGAUUACAUCGUCAUUUGCUGCGGUUAACGAUGCAAGUAAAGGAGUUCGAUCUGACUAUUCCUACACCGAAAAAGAUUGGUGUCCAUUGACUUACGCAGAUGGAUUAACUGCUAAAAAUGAUCAUCUCACAGCUUAUCGAGCAUCAAAAACUUGUGCUGAACGUGCUGCAUGGGAAUUUCUUGACAAAGAAAAGCCUUCUUUCACCAUAGCCACCAUCUGUGCACCGAUGGUGUUUGGUCCACGCAUCAAUGGUCUCCAGUCAUUAGAUGACAUGAAUAGCUCGAAUUCAUUUCUUUGGCUACUGAUUACAAGCAGCAAGGAUGCUCAAAUAUCAGAUUGA
Messenger RNA from Rotaria socialis, 714 nucleotides. The record is from the annotation of a GenBank genome assembly. NCBI's taxonomy places the organism in Eukaryota, Metazoa, Rotifera, Eurotatoria, Philodinida, Philodinidae.